Molecule: messenger RNA, 936 nt
Organism: Lichtheimia ornata
Lineage: Eukaryota; Fungi; Mucoromycota; Mucoromycetes; Mucorales; Lichtheimiaceae
Exons: 1
Coding region: 1-936 (311 amino acids)
Molecular function (GO): N-acetyltransferase activity
Source: RefSeq, a predicted model, not a curated record
AUGGAACAAGGAUUAGAUAAAGCAUCAUUACGUGAUCCAAAGCUCAUCCUGAGGAGCUAUACAUCAGAGGAUUUUCAACGAGUACAAGAAUUGUUUAUCGGCACGUACUAUGGGCUUGUAUCAGAAGGCAUAAGAGCCAAACUACGCACACCUUGGACAUGGCUUGGUUGGAUCCUUGGUUACCUCUUUCUUCAAACGGUGGUGCCAACCUUGGUGUUUGGACAAGAACGCGAAAACAGCUGGCCAGAAUACUUUCUCAAGCUAUUCUUGACGUUUUGGUGGGGAGCAACAGCCUUCAUUGUAUUCUUUAUCAUGACUGCAAAGUAUGAAUUGGUGGAUCGUGUCAACGAGGCACAAGAGAACGACAUGUCAGAUCCAGCAACCUAUUAUCUCAACUACACCACCACCGCUGACAAUAAGCUUGUACAGAAACCCGCAGCUGAACAAGCCCCUUCUCAUUUUUGGGUCUUAUCGAUUGACAAUAGCCUUGCUGGUAUUGUGGGAUUGGCUGUUUACAACAAGGUAGUCAAGGAGAAUCGUAAUAAGGAUCAGCGUAAAAGGAAAGCAUGGUGGACAGUGGAUGCGGAUCUUGCCAUGGCCAAGGAUGAUAUAUUCGCCGAACCCACCCCGCCAAAGACCGCCAUCCUGCAACGCCUUGCCAUCACUCCCGAUUAUCAACACUGUGGUCUCGCCAACUUGUUAAUCAAUCGAGCCAUGUUUUGGGCACAUGAGCAUGGUAUUGAAACGGUGGUUGCUUAUACCAAUGACAUGCAACGUACAGCGGAAAAGGUAUUAAUGGAACGCCAUGGUUUCAAACUCGAGCAUACGAACAAAAAGUGGCUCAGCUAUCAAAAGAAGCUGGUGUGCGACGUGCAAGCAUGGAUCGACAAGUAUGGUGAAGAAUCCAAGGGCUUAUAUGAAAAGCGAGUAAAAUAG